Messenger RNA from Drosophila albomicans, 2749 nucleotides. It is a transcript of the gene Mcm3, whose product is annotated as DNA replication licensing factor Mcm3. The record is from RefSeq and is a predicted model, not a curated record. The coding region runs from base 95 to 2566 and encodes 823 amino acids. NCBI's taxonomy places the organism in Eukaryota, Metazoa, Arthropoda, Insecta, Diptera, Drosophilidae. The transcript is spliced from 3 exons. Gene Ontology annotation, biological process: mitotic DNA replication initiation; double-strand break repair via break-induced replication; DNA replication. Gene Ontology annotation, molecular function: single-stranded DNA binding; ATP binding; single-stranded DNA helicase activity. Gene Ontology annotation, cellular component: MCM complex; nucleus.
GCGCCAAAAAUUGCAAUUGCAUUUGCGGCGUGCGGCGGGCAAAUCUGCUUGUUUGUUGUUUGCUUGUUUCAUUGUGAAAUUAUUGCUCGACGAAAUGGCACACGACGCGGAACAGUACAUCAAGGACAUACAGCGCGAAUAUGUGGACUUUCUGGACGACGAAGAGGACCAGGGCAUCUAUGCCGGCCACGUCAAAGACAUGAUUGCUGAAAAGUCCAAGCGUCUGGUGGUCAACAUCAACGAUCUCAAGCGCAAAAAUCAACAGCGCGCUCUCGGCCUGCUGAGCAACGCCUCCGACGAACAGCUCGCAUUCGGUCGUGCACUCAAAGAGUACGUGUCCACCAUUGAGCCCAGCUAUGCCAAACAGCACGAGGAUUUCUUUGUGGGCUUCGAGGGCUGCUUUGGCAAUCGGCAUGUGACGCCCCGUUCCCUCACCUCCGUCUAUCUGGGUAAUCUGGUGUGCGUCGAGGGCAUUGUCACCAAAGUCUCGCUCAUCCACCCGAAGGUGGUGCGCAGCGUUCACUAUUGUCCAGCGACACGCAAAGUACUGGAACGCAAGUACACAGAUCUGACCUCGUUUGAGGCGGUGCCCUCCAGUGCCGUCUAUCCCACCAAGGACGACGAUGGCAAUCUGCUGGAAACCGAAUUCGGACUCUCGGUGUACAAGGAUCAUCAACGCAUCACCAUCCAGGAGAUGCCAGAGAAGGCGCCCGCCGGCCAAUUGCCGCGUGCCGUUGACAUUGUGUGCGAUGAUGAUCUGGUCGAUCGCUGCAAGCCCGGCGAUCGUGUCCAGAUUGUGGGCAACUAUCGUUGUCUGCCCGGCAAACAUGGUGGCUACACCUCGGGCACCUUUCGCACAGUGCUGCUGGCGAAUAACAUUUCGCUGCUGAGCAAAGAGAGCAAUCUGGACAUUUCGCGCGAGGACAUUAUGCUCUGCAAGAAGCUGGCCAAGAACAACGACAUCUUUGAGCUGCUCAGCAAGAGUCUGGCACCAUCGAUUCACGGACAUGCGUAUGUGAAGCAAGCGAUCCUUUGUCUCCUGCUCGGCGGCGUCGAGAAGCUGCUGCCCAAUGGCACACGGCUGCGUGGCGAUAUCAAUGUCCUGCUUAUCGGUGAUCCGUCCGUGGCCAAGUCACAGCUGCUCCGCUAUGUGCUGAAUACGGCACCGCGUGCCAUUCCCACCACGGGACGCGGCUCCAGCGGCGUUGGUUUAACAGCCGCUGUGACCACGGAUCAGGAGACAAACGAACGACGCUUGGAGGCGGGCGCCAUGGUGCUGGCGGAUCGCGGCGUCGUUUGCAUCGAUGAGUUCGACAAGAUGAGCGACAUUGAUCGCACGGCCAUCCACGAGGUGAUGGAACAGGGACGCGUCACCAUCUCCAAGGCCGGCAUCCACGCCUCGCUCAAUGCACGCUGCUCCGUCUUGGCAGCCGCCAAUCCCGUCUACGGCCGGUACGAUCAAUACAAAACUCCCAUGGAGAACAUUGGAUUGCAGGAUUCUCUGCUGUCGCGUUUCGAUUUGUUGUUCGUCAUGCUGGAUGUCAUCGAUAGCGAUGUGGAUCAAAUGAUCUCCGAUCAUGUGGUCCGCAUGCAUCGCUAUCGCAAUCCCAAGGAAGCCGAUGGCGAGCCCCUCACCAUGGGCAGCUCCUAUGCCGAUUCGCUGUCGUUUGUCUCCAACACAGAGCAGAAGAAGGACACGGAGGUGUAUGAGAAGUAUGAUGCACUGCUGCAUGGAAAGUCGCGCAAGCGUCACGAGAAGAUCCUCUCGGUGGAGUUCAUGCGCAAGUACAUCCACAUUGCCAAGUGCAUGAAGCCUAAGCUGACGGAGCAGGCAUGCGAGGCGAUUGCCAACGAGUAUUCACGACUGCGCUCCCAAGAGGCCGUCGAAUCGGAUGUGGCCCGCACUCAGCCGAUCACGGCGCGUACGCUGGAGACGUUGAUCCGUUUGGCGACGGCACAUGCGCGUGCUCGGAUGUCGAAGACGGUGACCAUCGAUGAUGCGCACUCGGCCAUCGAGUUGGUGCAGUUUGCCUAUUUCAAGAAGGUGCUCGAGAAGGAGCGAGCGGGCAACAAGCGGCGACGCAAUGGCAACGGCGACAGUGACGAAGAGAAUCAGGAGCAGGAGCAGCAAGAAGCAACAACAGAACGUUCGCCAUCGCGUCGCAGCAAACGCACACGUAUCGAACCCGACUACGACAGCGAUGAGGAGGAGAUUGAGACACCUCAACCAGAUGCUGGCGAUUUAACCCGUCGCGAAACUCGACGUUCGCUGCCCGCCCAGCAACAACAGCAACACAGUGAAGCAUCGGCGGCCACAGAAAGUCAGUCGACAGAAUCCGAGGCGACAUCAACGAUUAGUGAAUCGAGGCUGGGUCUCUUCAAGAACGGUUUGCAGCGUCUGUUCCGCGAGGCACGCGAACAAAGUCUGCCCGUCAGCCGGAUUAGCAAGGCGAUCAAUGAGAACAACGCGGAGCCAUUUACUGCCGGUGAAAUCGAUGCCGCGAUGCAUCGCAUGACCGAGGAUAAUCAAAUCAUGGUCGCCGAUGACAUCGUUUUUCUUAUCUAAUCUUCCUCUUGCGUAUCUCUGUCUCUCUUCACAUUUCCAGCAUGAAUCUAUUAUUAUCAUUAUUAUCGCAUUGCUAUUUUCAUUCAUUUGUGUACUAUUCAUUAAGUCGAAGUCGAUGCCGAAUUCAUUUUUUUUGUUGUAUUUCAUAUUUAUCAAUUACGAGAAAGUCUAAUAAAAAGCAAA